AAUUCUUGAAAACCGGAAGAGAAAAACGAGCUGGUACGAUACUGUGCCAUAAGAGAAAAUGGCAGGGACGGUUUCUAAAAUCAUUUAUGACAACCUGUGCGCAAACCAAGGAUGUUUGGAGUUCAUUGAAUUUAAAGAAGUACUUCGAAAAGGUCGUAUCACAGUUGACCACUCGGUCCUUCUCAAAAUUGUAUCUGACAAUGGGAAAUUUGCGGUUCCAUUGGCCAAGGAAAUAAAACCAAGAACUCUGGUCGUGGCGAGAACCCAGUUGAGGGUCUGCCAGAAGGCGCAGGGAGAAUGUCCCCAGUGCAACCACUUGCAGUUGUGCAGGUAUUUUAUAUGCGGAUACUGCAGAUUCGGAAAUAAAUGCAAACAUUCCCACGACCUGGCUUCUCAACACAAUUUAACCAUUUUGAUUGAGGCUGGACUACAAAAUCUGACUGGAAAAGAGCUCUUCCCAUUAUUACUGCAAAACGAUGCCUACUUGCUUCCUGAGAUAUGUUCACAUUAUAACCGGGGCAAUGGUCAGCAUGGUAUCUGCAAGUUCCCAAACUCUUGCAUCCGCCUCCAUGUCUGUCAGCACUUUCUCCAAGGUGACUGCAAGUUUGGAGAAAAGUGUAAGAGGGAGCAUUCCUUCAACGAUCAGGUGCUGAAGAUCCUGAAAGGCAGAGGUCUCAGCGAUGACAAUAUAAGCAAACUGUACAAAAUCUACCGCUGCAAAUCCAUCAUCAACCAGCAACCGCCUAAUCUUGAGAAUCUUUUAGCACACCCAGAGGUGACGGACAGUCUGCCAAUCAGAAGCCUCGAAAUAAAGUCCACCACCAGUGAUACUUCUGCUGCCCCCCAAACCAGCGAGGCCGACCGUGAUGAAAUCUGUCUCUACUUUCUACGCCAACAUUGCAGCUUUAAAGACAAGUGUGUACGGGUGCACUACCAGCUACCUUAUAGGUGGCAGGUCCAGGACAGUGUGUCUCUCAGCUGGAUUGAUAUGCCUAACAUGGAGACCAUGGAGAAGGCCUACUGUGACCCUAAGAAUACAGUCAAAAACCUUGGGGGAACUGUCCGUCGUCUAUCUACGGUCUCCUCUGUCUCCAAGCCCAACUACUUCAUCCUCACCACUGAUUGGCUGUGGUACUGGCAGGACGACAACGGGAGCUGGGAGGAGUAUGGACAGGACAAGGUGGGUGAGGAUGGUGGAAGUACUGCUUCUGUCAAUUCUGGCACUCUGGAGCGUACCUACCUAUCAGAAACAGAGGUGGAAUGUUUCAGUGCAGGCAAACACAAUUACACGAUCAACUUCAAAGAGAUGCAGCAGCAGAACCUGAAGUACGGAACCCAGAGAGAGGUCCGCAGACGGCCUCGCUUUGUGUCCACACAGGAGGUGCAGGACAAAUUGAGAGGCAUCUCAUCACCAAGUGCCGCGUCCUCUUCCCUAGGCGAUUCGGUACCAGCGAACUGGGAGAAGACUUCCCUACCUAACUUUGGAUAUAAGGUCAUCCCACUGACCAGCUCCUCCACGGAGUACCAGCUGGUCGAGAGCUGGUUCAAGCGCACCAUGAAGACCAGCUUGAUCAACAAAAUCGAGCGCAUACAAAACCCCGCGCUUUGGAAGGUCUUUCAAUGGCAAAAGACUAUGAUGAAGGAUAAAAAUGGAGGAAAGCCUGUAGACGAACGCCACCUGUUCCAUGGCACAGAAGAGUCUCUGCUGGAUCCCAUCUGUGAGCAGAACUUUGACUGGAGGAUGUGUGGAGUCCACGGCACAGCAUACGGCAAAGGGAGUUACUUUGCCAGAGACGCCUCCUACUCAGAUAAGUACUCCAAGGCCCACCGGGGCCUGAGGAGGGUGAUGUUCGUGGCCCACGUCCUGGUGGGGGAGUUCACUUUGGGCAGCAGCAGCUACGCCCGCCCCCCAAGCAAAAGCACCGGCACAAGCCUCUACGACAGCUGCGUGGACCGCGCCAGGGAUCCCAGCAUCUUCGUGGUCUUUGAGAAACACCAGAUUUACCCGGAGUACAUCAUUGAUUAUUCCUGAACACUGGGCUCUGCCUACUAAGCCACAUACAUGCCUACCCUUUGCUCUCUGUCAAUUUCUUAGACUUUAAGUGGUGCCCUGUAUCCGUUAGCUGCCAAGUGUAGUCAUGCAUGUCAUUAUGCAUAUUGUUUUUUUUCUUAUAUUCAAAUAUUUGGGUUUAUCCGGGCCGGUGUUUUAAUCGCGUUUGUUUCACAGCGGUGCUGCUAAGACAAUUGGGAACAGUUGAAAAAAACAAUUCUCUUGUUCCGUGUCAUGCAAACUUAAGUGAGGAACAACUGAUUAUUUAGCAAAAAUAGCAAUGUCAUAUUAUGCAUUGUGGGUCAUCUUUGGCUUAGCAAGUUGAUGAAGGACUCUACAACUCCAUGUCUUAACUCAGGCGUAAAAGGGCAUAAAACAUAGCUUUUUAUAAUAGUUUUUUUUUUUAUUAGUUUAACAAUUCCAUUAUUCAAAUCAGUUCAAUAAGUAUAUGAAUGCAUAUAAAAACAAUGCAUAACUUGCAACAUAAUCUUGAAACAAAAAAAAAAAAAUCACAUCACUGUAAUCCAGUGCAAUCCCAAUGGCUGCAGCCCACCUCGUGCAAAAUGCCUCACCACUGCUUGCUCCGGAGUCGGACCUGGAUCCACUGGGAGGUGCUUGGGAUAAGACUGUCGUACCAAUAAAUAAAUAGUAACCCUACAA
Molecule: messenger RNA, 2710 nt
Organism: Gadus morhua (Atlantic cod)
Lineage: Eukaryota; Metazoa; Chordata; Actinopteri; Gadiformes; Gadidae
Gene: parp12a
Product: poly (ADP-ribose) polymerase family, member 12a
Exons: 11
Coding region: 59-2032 (657 amino acids)
Cellular component (GO): nucleus
Molecular function (GO): NAD+ poly-ADP-ribosyltransferase activity; zinc ion binding
Source: RefSeq, a predicted model, not a curated record